Molecule: messenger RNA, 7595 nt
Organism: Phycodurus eques (leafy seadragon)
Lineage: Eukaryota; Metazoa; Chordata; Actinopteri; Syngnathiformes; Syngnathidae
Gene: atp8a1
Product: ATPase phospholipid transporting 8A1
Exons: 37
Coding region: 274-3768 (1164 amino acids)
Biological process (GO): phospholipid translocation
Cellular component (GO): plasma membrane
Molecular function (GO): ATP binding; ATP hydrolysis activity; magnesium ion binding
Source: RefSeq, a predicted model, not a curated record
CUCGCGCUUGUACCGCGGCGGUUUGUCGAGGAGAUCCAGUGGUGGUGACUACCGGGAUGCCUCGGGGAACCACGAACACAGGAAACGAAGGCUCCCGACUUCGACGCCCACGCUAGCAACCACUGCAGUGGGUGGGAGAGGAUUCGAGGCCAUAUUUCACCCUGCUUUUCUUUUAAAAACUAUACUGACGUUCUAGGACAAGCUGCCAGUGGCGGCACGACUGAGCAGCCGCGGCCGCUUGACAGGUGCCGUCGCCCGGCACUGCGUGAGGAGAUGCCGCCCGUCCAGAGAACCAUGUCGGAUCUACGAACGCGGGCUGACGGAUAUGAGAAGACAGAGGACGCUUCAGAAAAGACAUCCUUAGCGGACCAAGAAGAUGCCCGACUGAUUUACCUUAACCAGCCACAGUUUACAAAGUUUUGCAGCAACCGGGUCAGUACGGCCAAAUACAAUGUCGUCACCUUUCUCCCGAGAUUCCUCUACUCGCAGUUCAGGAGGGCAGCCAACGCUUUUUUCCUCUUCAUUGCACUCUUACAGCAAAUCCCAGAUGUGUCUCCCACUGGUCGCUGGACAACGUUGGUGCCACUGCUUUUUAUACUGGUUGUGGCUGCUGUAAAGGAAGUCAUUGAGGAUCUGAAACGCCACAAGGCUGACAGUGUUGUCAACAAAAAGGAAUGUCAAGUGUUAAGAAAUGGCGCCUGGGAGAUUGUGCAUUGGGAGAAGCUGACUGCUGGGGAAGUAGUCCGAGCUGCCAACGGCGAUCACCUCCCGGCUGACCUCGUCAUACUGUCAUCCAGUGAACCGCAGGGAAUGUGCUACAUCGAAACAUCUAAUCUAGAUGGCGAAACUAACCUUAAAAUCAGACAGGGUCUCCAAGUGACGUCUGACUUGAAGGACAUCGACAGCCUAAUCCAUCUCUCAGGGAAGAUGGAGUGCGAGUGCCCUAACCGUCAUCUGUACGAGUUUGUGGGGAACAUCCGAUUGGAUGGACACAGCACACUGCCACUGGGUCCGGACCAGAUCUUACUAAGAGGAGCCCAGCUACGGAAUACACAGUGGGUCCAUGGUGUGGUGGUCUACACGGGUCAUGACACAAAGCUCAUGCAGAACUCCACUCGGCCACCGCUAAAGUUGUCCAAUGUGGAGCGCAUCACCAACUUUCAGAUUCUUGUCCUGUUUGGCUGUCUGCUGGCCAUCUCGUUGGUCUGCUCCGUGGGCCAAACCAUCUGGAAGUACCGGUGCGGCAAUGACGCCUGGUACAUGGACCUCAACUAUGGUGGGGCAGCGAACUUCGGCCUCAACUUCCUCACCUUCAUCAUCCUGUUUAACAAUCUGAUCCCCAUCAGCCUUCUGGUCACACUGGAGGUCAUCAAGUUCACCCAGGCCUUCUUCAUCAAUUGGGAUACUGAUAUGAUCUACGAGCCUACAAACACACCUGCCAUGGCUCGCACCUCUAAUCUGAAUGAAGAGUUGGGCCAGGUGAAAUAUAUUUUCUCUGACAAGACGGGCACGCUGACCUGCAAUGUCAUGCAGUUUAAGAAGUGCACAAUUGCUGGAGUGGCCUACGGUCACGUGCCUGAGGCUGAGGAGGGUAGUUUUGCAGAGGACGACGGGCACAGCUCACACUCAUCAGAGGAGUCAGGCUUUAUCGACCCGAGCUUGCUGGAAAACCUCCAAAGUAAUCAUCCUACAGCUGCUGUCAUCCUGGAGUUCAUGACCAUGAUGGCCAUCUGUCACACCGCAGUCCCCGAGCGCAGCGACAGAAAAAUCACCUACCAGGCAGCGUCCCCAGAUGAAGGCGCUCUGGUGAGAGCUGCAUGCAACCUGGGUUUUGUGUUCUCUGGUAGAACGCCAGACAGUGUCAUUGUGGAAAUGAUGGGAAACGAGGAGAAGUAUGAGCUGCUUCACGUCCUGGAGUUUACAAGUUUGAGGAAAAGGAUGUCAGUCAUCAUGCGCACGCCAUCCGGAAAGAUCCGCCUCUACUGCAAAGGAGCCGACACGGUGAUCUAUGAUAGACUGGCAGACAGCUCUCGCUACAAAGAGAUCACGUUGAAACAUUUGGAGCAGUUUGCUACUGAGGGGCUGCGCACGCUGUGCUUCGCGGUGGCAGACAUCAGCGAGUCGUCCUAUCAGCAAUGGCUGGAGGUGCACCGCCGAGCCUGCACCUCCCUGCAGAACCGAGCCCUCAAGAUGGAGGAGAGCUACGAACUCAUCGAGAAGAACCUGCAAUUGUUGGGGGCCACCGCUAUCGAGGACAAGCUGCAGGAUAAGGUGGCUGAGACCAUAGAGACACUGAUGAAGGCCGACAUCAAGAUCUGGAUCCUUACGGGGGACAAACAGGAAACGGCCAUCAACAUUGGACAUUCCUGCAAACUACUGACUAAGAACAUGGGCAUGCUAGUGAUAAACGAGGACACGCUUGAUAGAACAAGGGAGACCCUCAGCCACCACUGCGGCAUGCUGGGAGAUGCGCUCUACAAGGAAAACGACUUUGCGCUUAUCAUUGAUGGAAAGACGCUCAAAUACGCCCUCACCUUUGGAGUGCGACAGUACUUCCUGGACCUGGCGCUGUCCUGCAAGGCCGUCAUCUGUUGCAGAGUGUCUCCCCUGCAGAAGUCGGAGGUAGUGGAGAUGGUGAAGAAGCAGGUGAAGGUUAUCACGCUUGCCAUCGGCGACGGCGCCAACGACGUCGGGAUGAUUCAGACGGCGCACGUCGGUGUGGGAAUUUCAGGCAACGAGGGGCUGCAGGCCGCCAACUCCUCUGACUACUCCAUUGCUCAGUUCAAAUACUUGAAGAAUCUGCUGCUGGUCCACGGAGCUUGGAAUUACAACCGUGUGGCCAAAUGUAUCCUGUACUGCUUCUACAAAAACAUUGUUCUUUACAUCAUAGAGAUCUGGUUUGCGUUUGUCAAUGGCUUCUCGGGUCAGAUUCUGUUUGAGCGCUGGUGCAUCGGCUUGUACAACGUGAUCUUCACUGCCCUUCCUCCACUCACUCUGGGAAUAUUUGAGCGCUCCUGUCGAAAAGAAAACAUGCUGAAGUACCCGGAGCUCUACAAAACCUCCCAGAAUGCAAUGGGAUUCAACACCAAGGUCUUCUGGGCUCAUUGUAUGAACGGCCUCUUCCAUUCCGUCAUCCUCUUUUGGUUCCCUCUCAAAGCCUUCCAGCACGAUACAGUAUUUGGCAAUGGAAGAACUCCUGACUAUCUCCUUUUAGGAAAUAUGGUUUACACAUUUGUGGUCAUCACAGUUUGCCUUAAAGCAGGCCUGGAAACCUCAUCCUGGACUAUGUUCAGUCACAUCGCCAUCUGGGGCAGCAUAUGCCUGUGGGUGGUGUUCUUCGUCAUCUACUCGUCCCUCUGGCCCCUCAUCCCUCUGGCCCCUGACAUGUCAGGCGAGGCGGAGAUGAUGUUCUCUUCAGGGGUCUUCUGGACGGGCCUGGUCUUCAUCCCUAUCACCUCGCUGGUCUUUGACGUGGCCUACAAAGUGGUGAAGAAAGUGUUUUUCAAGACACUGGUGGAUGAGGUUCAGGAGCUGGAGGCACUAUCCAAAGAUCCCGGAGCUGUAGUGCACGGGAAAAGCUUGACGGAGAGGGCCCAGCUCCUGAAAAACGUCUUCAAGAAGAGCACUGUGAGUCUGUACCGCUCCGAGUCCAUGCAGCAGAACCUGCUACAUGGCUAUGCCUUUUCCCAAGACGAGAACGGGGUGGUAUCCCAGUCGGAGGUGAUCCGAGCAUACGACACCACCAAGCAGCAGAGCAGAGAGUGGUGAGCGUUGGCCAUUCCAGAGCUGCAAGAGCUCUUCCCGUUUUCUUCUUUUUGGAAUUUGUGGGACUCGUAACAUGACUGCAGACAGAAUAGAAUGGAAUCAUGUAUUGUUUUGUGAAAGGGAACAAAUUAAUUGUGUUCUAUUAUCGAGCACGGUGCUUUUUUUUUUUUUUUGCAAACCUGAGCAAAGUGUCUCCUCUGUCUUCAUUAACAGGAAGAUUUUUUUUUUUUAUUAGCGCUAUACCAAAACGACUAAAAUCAUUGCGGCCAAUUAAAACUGUUAAUUGUGAAGUUAAACAAUCCUUGGAGCCAAGAUUUUAAGUGGCGUCAGAUCGCCAAAGAGCAUUCGUAAAUACAAUCUUCCAAGUACUCAUGAAGUCGGACAGUGUCGUGAGCACCACUCUCCUUUAAUUUCCUUUUUUUUUUGUUUUUGUUUUUUUUUUUUGCACUAAAUGAAACGUCGUGUGUAAAAGCCUUACAUUUUCUCAUGCCUUUACAAAACAAAUCCUUUUUAGUUCUUCACAUAAUGUAGACACUGUGCCUGCUUUUAGUUUGUGGCCAAGUCUGAUUUCCACCUUUUUGACUCCAAGCCCCCGUGAUGGAUGACAGCAUUCCAUACAUCACAAUCACAAAGGUGCCUACGUUUCCAUCCCGGAGGAACGAGCUCGCGUCACAGCUAGCUUUCGGUCGAGGCACACGCGAAAAAAAAGACCAAAAAAAAAGUGUGUGUGUGUGUGUGUGUGUAUAUAUGUGUGUAUAUAUAUAUAUAUAUAUAUAUAUAAAGAGAGAGAGAGAGAUACACAAUUCCAAUGAAGUUGCGACAUUGGGUUAAACAUAAAUAAAAACAGAGUACAAAAAUGUGCAAAUCAUGUUCAACCUAUAUUUAAUUGAAUUCACCACAAAGACAAGAUAUUUAGUGUUGAAACUGAUAAACUGAAUUGUUUUUAGCAAAUAAUCAUUGACUUGGAAUUUGAUAGCAUCAUGUUCCAAAAAAGCUGGGACAGGUGGCAAAAAAAGACUGUGAAAGUUGAGGAAUGCUCAUCAAACACCUGUUUGGAACAUCCCACAGGUGAACAGGCUAAUUGGGAACAGGUGGGUGCCAUGAUUGGGUAUCAAAGGAGCUUCCCUGAAUUGCUCAGUCAUUCACAAGCAGAGAUGGGGCGAGGUUCACCUCUUUGUGAACUAGUGCGUUUGUCGUGCAUUCAAUUAAACAUAGGUUGAACAUGAUUUGCAAAUCAUUGUAUUCUGUUUUUGUUUAACGCAACAUCCCAAAUUCAUUGGAAUUGGGCUUGUGUGUGUGUGUAUAGAGAGAGAGAGAGACAGAGAGAGAGAGUAUAGAUAUUGAUAUAGUGAUACAUAUUCCUGACAGUGGUGUUUCCCUGAUAACAGAGAUUUGAACCCUUCCAACAUAAGUGCCAUUAGCUUCAAAGAGAGAGAAAUAUUUCCCAGGAAACUCCACGCCAGUAUUAAAACAACUUUGUCUCUAUAAUUAUUCUUUUGUGGAUUUGUAUUUUUAUAUUUGGAGCUGUACACACAUUUUGCAUUGACUGGCUUUGUAAAACUGAUCGUCUGCAACUUUAGUCCACCGCCGGGGAUGGAGCGAAUGAGGACACUGAGCUUUCUUAAACGUCUUGUUCUGUAACCUGAAUAUUGUUACUGCUUAAUUUAUUUAUAAUUGGAUUUAAUACUUCAUGUCUGUGCGAUGGCUUUCUUCUCCCUAUGGGAGAUCCGACUUUUGACUGUGGUGUGUGUGUGUGCGUUGGGCUGAUGCUUCCAUAUGCAUGUGAUGUAUGAUGUGUGUGUGUGUCACUGACUGUGUUAACUUUAUUGUGCGUUGCAUGUCUGUCUUCUACGCAGGAAUAUUAAAGCCUCACUGGAAAGAAAAGUACAAUUCCAAGAAUGAAGUCAGAUUUGUUUAGACAAAAAGUCCUCAUGUAAAAAUACAGGAGUUCCAUUCCUACGGCAGCCGAGAACGUGCGCACCCUAGUCUAUCACAAAUGUAUGCUUGUGCAAUAAGAAAGUCAUUAUUACAGUAAAUAUUAGUAUGAAAAAUACAAGUUUUUUUUGUUGUUGUUUUUUUUUUUUUUUUACUUGAUUAAAAAAAAGUAGCAAUGUUUCAAGACUAAAGUCGUUUUUGAAGAACAAAAGUCAUAACGUUACAGAAUAAAGUUAUUUUACAGGGGGGAAGAAAUUUGCAUUAUUAGGAAAAUAGUUGUAAAGUACAGGUAAAAAGUUAUUAAUAAAGUUGUCAUGUUACAAGAUAAUAAAGUCAGAAAAUUGCAAGAAAAAGCCUGUUCUAUUGUGAGAAUAAUGUUUUGAGAAUGUAAUUGUGAUAUCUCAGGAAUAAAGUCGUAAUAUUAAUUCAUUCAUUCGUCAUAUUAAAAUUGUCCUAAUGUUACAAGAAUGCAUUUGGAAAGUAUUUUUAACGUCAAAACUUCUGUACUAUUUUCUUGUAUAAUUUUCCUUGUAAUAAUAAUAAUUCUUGCAAAUUAUCACCUUUUUUCCCCUAAAUUUAACCUUUUUUUUUUCCUUGCUCAAUGACUUUAUCCUCAUUCAAUCGGCUUCCCCCUCAUAGGUAUGAUAGAUAGAUUGAAAAAAUAAAAAAGAAAAGUUGUAACCUUAAAGGUGGCCGACUGGUUAGCACAUCUGCCUCACAGUUCUGAGGAUCAGGGAUUUGCAUGUUCUCCCCGUGCCUGCGUGGGUUUUCUCCGGGCACUCCGGUUUCCUCCCACAUCCCAAAAACAUGCAUGGUGGGUUAAUUGAAGUCUCUAAAUUGCCCGUAGGUGUGCGUGUUGAGUGCGAAUGGUUUGUUUGUUUGUAUGUGCCCUGCGAUUGGCUGGCAACCAGUUCAGGGUGUACCCCGCCUCCUGCCCGACGAUAGCUGGGAUGGGCUCCAGCACGCCCGCGCGACCCUUGUGAGGAGAAGCGGCUCAGAAAAUGGAUGGAUGGAUGGAAAACCUGCUCAUAAAUAUGACUUUAUUCCCAUAAAAUUGUGACUGGUAAUAUUACAACAGUAAAAAAAAAAUUUUUUUAUUUUUCUUGGUAAUAUUCUGGCCUUUGUAAAAUGUUGACCUUUUUAUCAUUGUCAUGACUUCAAUCUGGUAACUUUUCGACUUGAGUCGCAUCAAAUUUGGACUUUAUUUAUAAUUUUUCUUUUCAGCGUGGCCCUAAGACGUCUUCGUAGUCUUCUUCAUAAGAUUGCAAGUUCCUUUCUCCUGAUGUGUUGCUUAAAUACAAAUGUUUGGGUUUAUCUAAAUGUGUGUGUGUGUGUGUGUGCGCGCGCGUUGAUGCUAGCCCACAUGUCAUUCACGUGCAUGAGUGCAGCUUUCGCUCCUUUGUCCUCCUGUGUGCCGAUGCAUGGCCCGCGAGUGUGGGAUUGUUUGUGCGUGUGUGUAUUGUCGACUUUUCAACGUCUCCGAGUUUCUGACACUCCGUUGGCUUCGACGGGAAAUAUCGCACAGUGCACUCUCGAUGUAACUUUUUUUUCCCCCCGUUCUGGACGUUACUGUUCCCGUCCCAUUUGUUUGAUAUUUCUGACUCGCUUCACCAGAAAAGCUUGAAUUGCUUUGAAGUUGUCAAAUCUACUUUGAAUGUGGACGUUGUUGUCAUUCCCCCACCCCUCAUUUGUUUUCUCAUCUAAGUUGUGCGCUGCAUGAGUGGAUAACACAAAAUUGUACCACUUUACAAAAUGGAAAAAAACAAAUAUUUAACUUUUCUUUGUAUUUUGGGUUUCAUUAUUGUUGUGCAUGUCGGGACUGCAAAUGUAUAAGUGUUGUUGUCUUUUAUGGUCCGCGGAGGACGACUGAAAUAAACUUUACAUUCAUGGAGGAA